Messenger RNA from Miscanthus lutarioriparius, 768 nucleotides. Lineage: Eukaryota; Viridiplantae; Streptophyta; Magnoliopsida; Poales; Poaceae. The record is from the annotation of a GenBank genome assembly.
AUGGCGGGCAGACGCCUUGACCGUAAGACGCAGGGUCGGCCUGUCGAGCCGAAAGGCCGGCAGCGCGCCGCCGAGGACCUUGCAGCCCGUGGAGCGCCAGGCGCCCUGCCGCCGAUGGCGAAGCUGGCGCACUCUCUGGAUGGGUGUGGGCGGGGCCAUGUGGGCACCAUUGCGCCGCUCGCCGUGGGGUUCCUGCUCGGCGCAAAGGUGCUGGCGGGGGCGCCCUUCGACGGCGCAGAGAUGAACCCGGCGCGGGUCUUCGGCCUGGCCCUCGUCGGCUGCCUCGGCUUCGGCUCCAUCAUUGGCUCGGGCGUCUUCGUGCUCACCAGCAAGGAGCCCGUGUUCAGGGGCCCCGGCGGCACCGCGUUCGAGGGGCUUGCUAACAGCGUGUUCAAAGGGAACACAUUACUCUGGUCGCAUCAAUGCACUGCUCUGUUCUUGCCGGCCCCGCUCUCGUCGCUCCUGCUCUGUGCACUCGUGCUGUGCUCGUUGCCCCGCUCGAUGACCAGCUACCGCGUUGUGGCUCGCAUGCGCCAUCACUGCAAAGCGCUGAUGCCCACGUCGCGCAUGGCUCCGCUGCCCACUGCCCGUGCUGCCUUGCUGCUGCGUCCUCCUUGUGCCUGCCCCGACCCUGCUCGCGUAUGUCGCAGUAUUUCGCUUCGGCGCGCUCCUGUAGUGGAAAAGGUUGCGGCUCCGACCCUCUCACUCAGGCUUCACGCAUGCACACAAACAGCAACAGGAGCGCUGCAUCUUCUUGGCCGCCAUUAA